AUGAAAAGGUUGUCACUUGUCACAACUAACAGGCUUUCACCUCAUGGAAAUUUUCUUCCCUUGUGCACUUUUCCCCUGGCAGUGGACAUGGCUGCACUCUUCCAAGAAGCGAGCAGCUGUCCCGUCUGCUCAGACUAUCUAGUAAAACCGAUUGCACUGGAGUGUGGAUGCAGCGUCUGCCUCAAGUGCAUCAACUCACUGCAGAAGGAGCCCCAUGGGGAGGACCUACUUUGCUAUUGCUGUUCUGUGGUCUCUCAGAAGAACAAAGUCAGGCCCAAUCGGCAGCUAGAGAGGCUGGUUUCCCACAUCAAGGAACUGGAGCCCAAGCUGAAGAAGAUUCUGCAGAUGAACCCAAGGAUGCGCAAGUUCCAAGUGGAUAUGACCUUGGAUGCCAACACAGCCAACAACUUCCUCCUCAUUUCUGACGACCUCAGGAGCGUCCGAAGUGGGCGCAUCAGACAGAAUCGGCAAGACGUUGCCGAGAGAUUUGACUUGUCCAUUUGUGUCCUGGGCUCCUCUCGCUUUACCUGUGGCCGCCACUACUGGGAGGUAGACAUGGGAACAAGCACAGAAUGGGACCUGGGAAUCUGCAGAGAAUCUGUUCACCGCAAAGGGAGGAUCCAGCUGACCACAGAGCGUGGAUUCUGGACUGUGAGUUUGAGGGCUGGAAGCCGCCUCUCUGCCAGCACGGUGCCGCCAACUUUCCUCUUCAUAGAUGGCAAGUUACAGCGAGUGGGGAUUUUUCUGGAUAUAGGCAUGCAGAAUGUUUCCUUUUUUGAUGCUGAAGGUGGUUCCCAUGUCUAUACAUUCAGGAGAGUCUCUGCUGAGGAGCCACUGCGCCCGUUUUUGGCUCCUUCAAUUCCACCUAAUGGUGAUCAGGGUGUCUGGAGUAUCUGUCCUGUGAUGAACCCAGGCACUACUGAUGCUCCAGUCCAUCCUGGGGAGGCCAAACAAACAUCCACUGCAAAAAAACAAAAAACAGGGUAA
Chlorocebus sabaeus (green monkey) is the source of this 987-nucleotide messenger RNA. The record is from RefSeq and is a predicted model, not a curated record. Lineage: Eukaryota; Metazoa; Chordata; Mammalia; Primates; Cercopithecidae.